Messenger RNA from Penaeus monodon (black tiger shrimp), 3193 nucleotides. RefSeq names its product zinc finger protein 91-like. Gene Ontology annotation, biological process: regulation of transcription by RNA polymerase II. The record is from RefSeq and is a predicted model, not a curated record. The transcript has 3 exons. Lineage: Eukaryota; Metazoa; Arthropoda; Malacostraca; Decapoda; Penaeidae. Gene Ontology annotation, molecular function: DNA-binding transcription factor activity; RNA polymerase II cis-regulatory region sequence-specific DNA binding. Bases 627 to 3062 code for a protein of 811 amino acids.
UUUCUCAGCUUUUAAAUCUCGCGCGUUUGCCUCUCGCGGCGCCACGAGCAGGAAACUCCCAGCCGUCGGUCGCGUCUCUUUCGCCCGGGAAUGAAUCUUAUUUUCUCCUUUCUCCGCCUGAAUGUCGAUGUAAUUUGGAAUUCCUGGCGACGAGGAGGUACAGGAGGAUCUGAGGUUGCUCAAGAUGGUUUACGGCCAUAUAGUUGCUUGCUGUCUGACUUGAAAGCGAAGGCUGCCAGAAAAACCUGUGGACUAACACUGCUAAUGUUCAACUCCCAGCCUAUAUGUGUGCAGAUGCUUUGGAGUUUGUAAUCAGCACUUGCACAAGAACCUAAUGCUGAUAUCAGUCUAGCCAUAUUACUGUACGAAGGAUAGAAUUACGAGAAGACUAACUGUAUACUUAGUAGCAGAUUGUGUGAAUGGUGUGGCGGAGUACAUGCCUCGAGAAAUUAUCUUACACACGUCAUCAGCAUUUGCCUUACUAAGAUGAAGCUAUAAUGGUAUACCCAACCAAACAGUCAUGAGACGCACCCUAUAUUUUACAGAACACUCAUCGUAAGUCGUUUAUCUUUACACAGUUGUGUGCCUUUUGGAGAGUUGAAAAGAUAUUUUUGAGGAGUGGUAAGAUGAAAAAAAACAAGGUGGCACUGGAAUGUGCCGAUUGUGGGAAAGUGUUUAAUAGGAGUGAUCACCUGAAGACACACCAGAAGAUUCACACGGGGGAAAAACCGUUUGAAUGUUCUGAGUGUGGGAAAAAGUUUGGUAGGCUUGGUGAUCUGACUGUACACCAGAGGAUUCACUCAGGAGAAAAACCGUAUGAGUGCUAUGUCUGCGGGAAGAAGUUCAAAGUAAAUAGUGAUUUGAGCGUACACCUGAGAAGUCACACAGGAGAAAGACCGUAUGAGUGUUCUGAGUGUGGGAAAAGGUUUAAUCGAAGUAGUCAUCUGAAGACACAUCAGAGGAUUCACUCAGGUGAGAGAGAGUUUGAGUGUUCUCAGUGUGACAAAAAAUUUUAUCGAAAUAGUGAUCUGAAGGUACAUCAGGGCACUCACUCGGAGAAGAAAAGGUUUGAGUGUUCAGAGUGUGGAAAAGGAUUUGGCAAGAAGUUUGAUCUACAGGCACAUGAAAGGAUGCAUGCAGGAGAUAAACCUUUUGUGUGUUCCGAGUGUGGGAAAAGGUUUGUUCAAAGGAGCCAUCUGAAAACACACCAGAAGACUCACUCAGAAGACAAUCCAUUUGAGUGUUCUGAGUGUGGGAAAAGGUUUAAUAAACGGUGUAACCUAAAGACACAUGAGAGAAUUCACUCUGGAAAUAAACCAUAUGAAUGCUCUGAGUGUGGGAAAAGGUUUACUGUAAAUGGAUCUCUAAAGAUACACCAGAAGCUCCACAAAAAGAACAUUUUUGAAUGCUCUGAGUGUGGGGAAAAGUUUAGUGAAUCUGGUGAAUUGGAGAAACACCUGAUGUUUCACAUUGAAGAGAAGCCAUUUGAGUGUUCUGAGUGUGGAGAAGGUUUCCUUCGAAGUAAUGAUCUAAAGACACACCAGAAGGUUCACUCUGAGAAAGCAUCAGAGAGUUCUGAGCAUGAGGAGAUGAUUAAUGUAGAUGAGCCUGAGGAAAAGGUCUUUGUAAGCGAGUUUCCAAAAGAUAAUAUAGUAAUUGAGCCUGCGAUAAAGGUUGAUGUAAACGAGUCUACAAAAGAGAAUAAUUUAAAUGAAUCUUUGAAAAAGGUUAAUGGAAAUGAGUUUGAGAAAAUAGUCAGUCUAAAUGACAUGAAAAUAUACCCAAGGAUUCACAAUCGAGAAAAACCAACUGAAUGUUCAGGCUGUGGGAAAAAGUUUGAUCAAGUUGAUAAUCUGAAGAAAGGACAUGGGAACGACUCUGAGGAAAAGCCACUGAAGUGCUCAGAUUGUGGGAAAAUUUUCAUAAAUAUCUGCUUUAAUGAUAGUAAUUUACAGGCACAGCUGUUGAUAACCUCAGGUGAAAAACAACACAGGUGUACCAUUUGUGGGAAAGUGUUUAGUCGAAGUGAUAGCCUAAGACUACACCAUAGAAUUCACACAGGUGAAAAACCGUUUGAGUGUUUGGAGUGUGGGAAAAGGUUUAUUGAAAGUAGUAAGUUAAAAAGACACCAGAUUAUUCAUUCUGGGGAAAAACCAUUUAAGUGUUCUGAGUGUGGGAAGAGUUUUACUCAAAGUGAUUCUUUGAAGACCCACCAGAUGACUCAUACUGGAGAAAGACCCUUUGAGUGUUAUGAAUGUGGGAAAAGGUUCAAGAAAUAUAGUGAUCUGAAGCUACACCAGUGGCUUCAUUUUUCAAAUCCUGAGUUUAAUAAGAAGAAGGUUGAACAGACUGAUGUAAAAGCACUUCAAAGGGCUAACUCGGCAUCAAAAGUACUGAAAUGCCCAGACUGCGGGAGACGGUUUAAUGACAGGAAAGAGCUAAAGAAGCACCAGGAGAGUCAUCCAAAGAAAAAGCCCUUUGAAUGCCCUGAUUGUGGGAAAAGGUUCAGUCAAAAAAGUAACAUGAAGACACAUCAGAGGAUUCACACGGGAGAAAGACCAUUUGAGUGUACUGAGUGUGGAAAAAGGUUUACUGAUGGAAGUCACCUGAAUAUACACAUGAGGAUUCACACAGGAAUAAAGCCGUAUGAGUGUGCUGAUUGCGGAAAGAAGUUUACACAGAAGAGUAAUCUCAACACACACAUAAGGAUUCACACAGGAGAGAAGCCCUAUGACUGUACUGAGUGUGGGAAAAGUUUUAUUGAGAGUGGCAAGCUAAAGAGACACAUGGUGUAUCACACAGGAGAAAAACCACACGAGUGUUCUGUGUGCAAGAAAAGGUAUAUUGACAUUGGUGAACUGAAGAAACACCUUGUCACUCAUACUGGAGAAAAACCGUAUGAGUGCUCGGAGUGUGAUAGUAGGUUUAAUUAUCUAAGUGACCUGAGGAGACAUAAAAAGAUUCACCUGGGGGAAAAACCAUUUGAGUGUCAUGAAUGUGGGAAAAGGUUCAUUGAAGUUGCUAAGCUAAGGAGGCAUCUGAUGAUUCACAGUGGGUUCUGAAUAAUCACAUUUAUACAUUUUGCUGUGAGUGUUUGACAAGAGAUGUAACCACUUGAUUUUUUUUUUUGAGGUAAGAUAUCUGGUUAUAUCUGAACUUCUUGAUAUAUAACAAAUAAAGGCUCACUUCCAGA